Messenger RNA from Nerophis ophidion (straightnose pipefish), 4325 nucleotides. Its product is annotated as fibrinogen-like protein 1. The record is from RefSeq and is a predicted model, not a curated record. The transcript has 8 exons. The coding region runs from base 9 to 1430 and encodes 473 amino acids. NCBI's taxonomy places the organism in Eukaryota, Metazoa, Chordata, Actinopteri, Syngnathiformes, Syngnathidae.
UUGUCGGGAUGCACACGCACCAACACGGCCUCCUGCACGCACAGUUCAACAGUCAAGCACAGGCUGAGCGAGGGUACGUUGAGGAUGAAGACGUCGGACACGAUGAGGACGUGCACCCCAACACCCUCCGAGAAGCUGACGUAGACGGAGCCGACUUACACCAGGACAACUACGAGGAUGCAGACGUGUAUCCGAGUCGCAUCCUUGAGGAGACCCCCACCGAACCCCACCAUGAGACCUCGCUGGACACGCAGAGACGAAAGACCGGUGAGCCUGGCGUCAGUGCGGCGGCGCAGUGCGGCGAGCGUACUUCUGACGGCCAUUGCGGACUGAGAGCGACGGUGGGGGAGGUUCAGAAACGCUGCCCUGACAUGUUUCGUUGCUCGGAAGAGGUUUCCUCCUGGCUUCAGGAGAACCAGAACCACAAGGAGCAACUAGAGGAGUUGAGGGAGACCACGUCAGAGCUGCAGGAGGAACUGAGAAAUCAUCGGCAUCGAGUCCAGAUCCUGGAGAUUCAGGAGGAAAACCCUCGUCCAAACUCCACCUUUAACCAGCGUAUACACCCCGUGGAGAUGCGUCACGACGAGGCCAGGACGCUGCUCCGCGUGCAUGCGGCGCUGCUGCACGAACUGCAGGCAGACGUCCGCAAUCUGUCUUCCGGCGUUCGCCACAUGACUGCAAGCAUGGGCUGCACUGCCGGCAGGCUGCUGGGCAGGCGUGACACUUUAGUGCCAGAUCGACACUUUGUGUCUUCCUGUCCGUCAGAUUGUGCGUCUCUGUAUCUCAGUGGUGUGCGACAUUCUGGUGUUUACACCAUUGUCCUGUCACCCGGUGCAAAUAUGCCGGUCUACUGCGACAUGGAGAUAGAAGGUGGAGGUUGGACGGUGCUCCAACAGCGCCACGAUGGCUCAGUGAGCUUCAACCGUGGCUGGUCCGAGUAUCGCCAUGGCUUCGGUGACCCGUGGGGCGAACACUGGCUGGGAAACCAACAGCUCCACCUGCUGUCCGACCAGGGGCACUACCGCCUACGCAUUGACAUGCAGGACUGGAGCCACGUCCACCGCCACGCCCUGUACAACAAUUUCAGGAUCGAGGAUGAGAAGAACCAGUAUCGCCUCCAUGUGUCUGGUUACAGCGGGACCAUGAAGGACUCCUUCGCUUGGUACCACGAUGAACACGCCUUCAGCACGCCAGACACGGGCAAUGUCUGCGCCGAGAUCAGCCACAGUGGCUGGUGGUUCCACCAGUGCUUCUUCGCCAACCUCAACGGCGUCUACUACAAAGGAGGUCGUUACUCACUAAAGGCUAAGAACCUGCUCGGCCCGGACGGCAUCGUCUGGUUUUCCUGGAAGAACUCGGACUUCUACUCUCUCAAGGCCGUUUCCAUGAUGAUACGACCGCACAACUUUAGGCCGCGAGUGUCCCCGUAGUGAUGGAGAGCUCAUGACAAAGCGCCCUCGACCACUUAGUGCUUCAAAAUGGCACGUGAGUUUCCCCAGAACAAAGCCCUUGAAAAUCGGUAUUAACCCCGCAUAUCUUUGUGCAUCAUUUUUGUUAUUUUUAUCUGCCAAGCAUACAAGCAAACUGCAUCAUAAACAAGAGAGAAGCGUUAUUUCUUUACAUGUUUAUUUAGUGACAGAGCAGGAGGUAAGACGUCACGCACCUAAAAGGACUGAGAGGGAUCAGGUGGUCUUUCUCAGCCAUCAAAAGUGCACGAGAAGAUCUUCUUCAGAGGGUCUUUACAGACGAAGGGAGGGAGGGUGUUUAAGUGGGGCGCUCCCUGGCGCGGGUGACGUGCUUCCACCACAGAGGGGGGAGGUCGGUCUCCUUGCGGGCCGGAGGUAGGGCUUCAGACCUGGGCCCACCGGCUGGGGUCUCGGCCUCCAGCUGCGCCACCUGGAAGCAACGAUGGGAAUACUUUGUGGUUACUUGCUUCAAUUGAACAAUGUUUGACAUCCAGAUGGUGAGCGUAUGCGCUCUUUUGAUUUUCCUUCUACACAAAGAAUGUCUGGGAAGAUUUGGGAUCUGAAACGAGGAUGUCAUUGUGGCUUGUGCCGUCCUUUGAGACACUGGUGAUUUAGAGCUAUAUAAAUAAACAUUGAUUGAUUGAUUGAAAGAAGACACAGCAGAGAUUCCCACCUCUUUAUCCCAGCUCUCCAAUCUCAGCUUCUUCCACUGCUCCCUCUUGGAGAAGUAGUCAGGGUACAUGGCCUUCUCUGACGGGUGCCAGUAGUCCAGCACCCACUCAGGAACCUAGAAAAACAAAACAGCCACAUUUUACCUAGAACUUGACAGCCAGAAUUUCAGGAGAUAGAAAUGAGUCAAAUGAAAUAGAAGUUUUUGAAAAUAAUUUUUGUUCUGUUAAAACAAUGCAGCAAAUGAGAAUUAAAAAAAAAAUCCCUUUGUUCAUAGAACAAAGGGCUGGGUGAUAAAACGAUAUCAAUAUACAGUUGCAAGAAAAAGUAUGUGAACUUGGAUUUCUGCAUAAAUUGGUAAUUAAAUGUCUUAUGCUCGUCAUCAAAACAACAACAAUAGACAAAGUCUGCUUAAACUAAUACCGCACACAAAAUAUGGGUUUACAUUUUUUGUAAAAAUUUGAAAUGCAGUGUGGAAAAAGUAUGUGAACCCUUGGAUUUAAUAACUGGUUGACCUUCCUUUGGCAGCAAUAACCUCAACCAAAUGUUUCCUGAAGUUGCAGAUCAGGCCUGCCCAACGGUCAGGAGGAAUUUUGGACCAUCCCUCUUCACAAAACCGUUUUAGCGGGGCAAUAUUCUUUGCUUUCGAGGUCAUGCCAAUGCAUCUCAAUCGGGUUGAGGUCAGGACUCUGAUUAGGCCACUCCAGAAGGCGUAUUUUCUUUUGUUGAAGCCCUUCUGGUGAGGAUUUACUUCUACGCUUGGGGUCGUCCUGUAUCGAUACCCAUCCUCUGUUGAGCUUCAGUUGGCGGACAGAAUAUCUCCCGUCCAAAGGCAAAACCCAGUAACUCAAUUUUGGUCAAAACUAAGCUGAUAAUUUUGGAGUUCCUAGGUGAUAUGCUUUACAUUAGUGUAUGCGAUAUUGUAAUUUGUUCCGUAAGUAAGCUGUUACGCGCAUUGCAGGACCUAGCAACUACCACAUAACCGCAUAGAUACAACAGAAAAACCUAGUAUCUCAAGGGACCAAUCGGAGCUUCUUUUUUCAGUCGCCUUAUUGUCUUUAAUGAGACAUUUGCACGAAUGGGGGCCGACGGUCAACCUGAUUAUGUGAUAUUAUGGCACGAGGGGAUAUUUGGAAGAUUGACCCAGGACGUUGCAAGCAUCUUCAUUAAAUUUAUUGUUCUUGAUUCUACCCCUUGCAUACUAUUUUGGGCAGAUAACUGUGGAGAUCAAAAUAAAAACUGGACGCUGUACACGGCUCUUGCCCAAUGUGCAAACGCAGAAUGGGGCCCACCCGAGAUUGUGAUAAAAUAUCUGGAGAAAGGGCACACGUUCAUGAUAGCAGAUUAAAUCCAUGGCUCAAUCGGCAAGAAAAUGAAAGCUCAAGAGAACAUCUAUACCUUUGAUGACUUUGUAGAUCUUUGUAAGACAGCAUCAAGAUAGAUUGGUUUUCCUUUGUUUUGUCAAAAUCGGCUAGAAGUGAGUUACUAGGUUUUGCCUUUGGACGGGAGAGAUGGUCUUAAGUUUUCCUGCAAAAUGUCUUGAUAAACUUGGGAAUUCAUUUUUCCAUGGAUGAAAGCAAUCCGUCCCGGCCCGGAGGCAGCAAAGCAGCUCCAAACCUUGAUGCCACCGCCACCAUAUUUCACAGUUGGGAUGAAGUGUUGUGCCGGUUUUUCCUCCACAAAUAGCGUUAUGUGAUCUUUCCAAACAACUAAAUUUUGGGUUCAUCUGUCCACAAAAUAUUUUGCCAGUGCAACAUCCAGGUGCACUUUCCAGUGGCUUCUUCCGUGGUGCCCUCCCCUUAACUACAUUCUUGUUCAAUAUUUUACGUAUUGUAAAUUCGUUAACACUCUUGGAUUCUUCUUCACCUCCCUGAGCAUUCUGUGCUGUGCUAUCGGUCCUCUUUACAGGUCGACCACGCCUAGGGAGGGUAGCAACAUUGCUGAACUUUCUCCAUUUGUAUAAAGUCUGUCUUAGCGUGGACACACGCACAUCAACGCUUUUAGAGAUACUUUUGUAACCCUUUCCAGCUUUAUGCUUGUUAUCAAUUCUUGAUCGUAGAUUUUCUGUGAGCUCUUUACCAUGAAUUGAUUAACGUGGACCCCGACUUUAACAAGUUGAAAAACUUAUUCGGGUGUUACCAUUUAGUGGUCAAUUGUACGGAAUAUAUACUGUACUGUGCAAUAUACUAA